UCUGGCCAGCUCUUUUCCAAGUCAGUUCUUCUAGGGCACUGGUUACUUGCUUCAACAGGAAAUAUUAUUGGUUCACAGAUCAAGAUAAAAUUCCGCUAGUGCUCAGUCUUCAUGUUUCUGCACAAUGGAGAGCAGAUAUUUUGCAUUUUAUCCAGGGCUCUGGGUCCUGCUAAUAUCUUUGGGAGCUAUUGCCCAGAAGCCCGGAUCUCCCUGUGCUCGGUGCCCACGGAAUGCCCUUUGUAUCAAUGCCACUUUCUGCCGCUGUGAUCCUGGAUUCACUUCUCUGUCUGGACAGACCAUCUUUAGCAAACCCUUGGAGGUCUGUAUAGAUAUCAACGAGUGUGGCCCACCUUUUUACGUGUCUUGCGGAAACUUUGCGGAUUGUCACAAUGUGGAGGGAAGUCAUUACUGUGAGUGCACCUCUGGGUACAAGCUCCUUUCAGGAGGCACCAAAUUCAAAAGUGAAAAGGAGAAUACUUGUCAAGAUGUGGAUGAGUGCAGCUCGGGGCGACACCAAUGCCACAACUCCACCUACUGCGUCAAAGUGAGAGAAAGCUACAGAUGCUACUGUCCCCAUGACUGGGUGACCAGAUCUAUGCAUCUGAAUAGUCUAAACACCACCAUCUGUAAAGAGAUCCCUUUCUCCUCAUGGACACCACCUUCUGGAGUUAACAGUCAGAGCCUCUCCCACUUCUUUGACAAAGUCCAGAAGUUAUCUCGAGACUUCAGUCCAGCCAAGGCCGAGAAUGCCAUCCAGGAUCUUGUGCAGGAGGUGGAUGAGCUUUUGGAGACCCCUGGUGACCUGGAGAGCCUGCCCCGCUCAGAGCAGCAUUGUGUGGCCACCAACCUGCUCUUUGGCCUGGAGGGUGUUCUGAGAGGGCUGAGCCAGGUCUUGCCCAAUGGGCUGUUGACUCUGCAUGCUCCUGCAGGCACAGAACUGUCUCUGAAUGUGCAGGAGCGAGGAGUUGGAGACGUCACCUUGGGCCAGAGCCAGGCAAAGAUGCUGUUCAACUGGGACGCGGUGCAGGAAUCUGGUGAGGCAGGCCCUUCUGUCGUGGGCCUUGUCUCCAUGCCAGGGAUGAGCAAGUUGCUGGCUGAGGCCCCACUGGUCCUGGAGCCUGCGAAGCAGGCAGUUCUGCAGGAGACACACGAGGGCUUAUGGCAGGGAGUCUCCUCCGUCCUGCUCUCAGAUGUCAACUCCGCCUUUCUGAGCAACAAGGACACCCAGAACCUCAGCUCCGCAGUCACUUUCAACUUCUCUCACCAUCCGGUGAUCCCUGGUCCAAGGGAGGAGAUACUCUGUGUCUUCUGGGAACAUGGUCAGGAUGGAUGUGGUCACUGGGCCACCAAAGGCUGCUGGAUGGUGGGCACCAGAAACACCAGCACCACCUGUCAAUGCACCCACCUCAGCAGCUUUGCCAUCCUCAUGGCCCAGUACGAUGUGCAGGAGGAGGAUCCCGCCCUGGCUGUGAUCACCUACGUGGGGCUGAGCCUGUCUCUGCUGUGCCUCCUCCUGGCGGCCCUCACCUUCCUGCUGUGCAAAGCCAUCCAGAACACCAGCACCUCGCUCCACCUGCAGCUCUCGCUCUGCCUCUUCCUGGCCCACCUGCUCUUCCUCACGGCCAUCGACAGAACUGAGCCCAAGGUGCUGUGCGCCAUCAUCGCGGGUGCCUUACACUACCUCUAUCUGGCGUCCUUCACCUGGAUGCUGCUGGACGGCCUGCACCUCUUCCUCACUGCACGCAACCUAACGGUGGUCAACUACUCCAGUGUGAGCAGGUUCAUGAAGAAGUUCAUGUUCCCUGUGGGCUACGGAUUCCCGGCUAUGAUCGUGGCCAUUUCCGCAGCGUCCGGGCCUCACCUUUAUGGGACACCCACCCGAUGCUGGCUCCAUACACACAAAGGAUUUAUAUGGACCUUCCUUGGCCCUGUCUGCACCAUCUUCUCUAUUAAUUUGGCUUUCUUUAUGAUGACCCUCUGGAUUCUGAAAAACAAGCUCUCCUCACUCAACAGCGAUGUGUCCACCCUCCAGAAUACGAGGAUGCUGACAUUUAAAGCGACAGCUCAGCUCUUCAUCUUGGGCUGCACCUGGUGUCUGGGCAUCCUGCAGGUGGGCCCAGCUGCCCGCGCCAUGGCCUACCUCUUCACCAUCAUCAACAGCCUGCAGGGCGUCUUCAUCUUCCUGGUGUACUGUGUCCUCAGCCAGCAGGUCCGGGAGCAAUACAGGAAAUGGUUGAAAGCGGUCAAGAAAACCAAAGCGGAGUCUGAGAAGUACACCCUUUCCAGCAGGGCCACAUCUGAUGACUCCCACCCUAGCAUGGAAGAAUUAUAAAGAACAGUUAAACCAGAUGGUCUUGUAUCCUGGAAAAUCAGGAAAAUUCGGAACUAUCAUUUUUAGGGCAAAGAGUAUAAAAAAUACUUCUUUGUGUUCGUUACAAGUAACUCUUCAUGGCACCGUGUGGGAGAAAGUAUACUUGACGUUCAGUUGCUGAAGAAUUGGGGUUUUCUGCAUGCUCAGCUCACUCUUGGCACAGUCAAAAAACUAUGCCCAAUUCCCCAGUUGCCUUGGGUUAAGCCCUUUGCUUCAACCUCUUUUUCUACAAACAUGUUUCUCCAGUUGAAGGUAUUUACUAAGGAAAACUCAAAUGACUUUCUUAAAAUAGCGUAAGAGAAGCAUGUAUAUAGGGUAAACAACUAAUCCCAAUUGCCCAAGACUUCCCUGGUUUGAAUACUGAAAGUCCUACAUCCCAGGUGACAAGGACUGUUGGUCUCCCAACCUACAUGCCUCACUUUCUUCACUCUUCACUUAUAAAAACUUACUAAUUUAUUUACUCAAAAAUUAUGUUUUUAUUAUUCACCAUGUGCUGCAUUCAGCUCACAACAGAUCUAAUUCCUGAUUUCACAGCGCUUACAUGAAAAAAAAAAACCUAAUUUCUUCAGUUAGAGUAAAAUCAGAACUCUAUGAAUAGAACAUUUACAUCUUUAUAUUUUAUAAUGUGAUCUGUGGAAAAAGGUGUAUAUUGCUGCUGCACCUUUUGUAGCAUGUAUUUGUACAAAAUAUAUUAUUUCAUUUUCAGCAUGUGAUCUACAAAAGAUCUAAAUCCAGAGCAGUUACACUUAAAAGAAAUUCCCUCUGGGGUCCCACUUACCAAAUCUGAAUCAAUUUGAACAUCAAGGAAAAUUACUGUAAAUGAUUACAACACGUUAAAUUUAAAAAUCCAUGUGUCCAUAGGGAUACCUAAAAUAUCAGCCAAUAAAUGUAGACGAUGUGAUAUAGAAUGAGAAAAAUCAUGAUUUUUUUCAAUAACCCAUUUGUCCACUAAAACCAUGGGGCAUUCAACAAACCAAGUCAUCUGGACUCUUCUAAAGUCAUUAUCAUUUUUAAAAUUGACUAGAGUCUGCUCUACAUUAAAAGAGAAAAAAAUGAUAUAAAAUCAUAUUCAAUGUCAAUUUUGCCUGGACUCUGGUUCAGAUAUAUAGCUAUAAAUGACAUUUUGGAGGCCAUUCAGAUAAUUUGAAUAUGUAUUACACAUUAAAAGUUAUGAAAUUUUUGUUAAUUUUCUUGGGAAUGAUAAUAGUAUUGUGAUUAUAUAGGGAAUAUUCUUUAAGUGCUUCAAUAUUUGUUGAAGAAUUAUUGAAGUUUCAUGAUGUCACUCAAUAAAUAUCAAAUGUUUCAGCACAAAAAUGUAUAUGUGUGUAUAUAAAUUGAGAAAGAUUUUAAUGUGGUAAUAUGUUGAUAAUCUAGAUGGGGUAUAUAUGAGUGUUUAUUUUAUCAUUUUUCCAAAUUCCCUCUAGUUUAAAAAGGGUAAAAAGAUGUGUCAGAAAAAGUAAACAACUGUAUUAAUUAGUUAUUAAUUCAUUAAAGUAAUGCCAUAAUAAAUUCCUAGAUGUCCAACUCAAAUGCUUUUACUCAGCACAAAAUGUUUUAUAAAUAG
Molecule: messenger RNA, 3935 nt
Organism: Rhinolophus ferrumequinum (greater horseshoe bat)
Lineage: Eukaryota; Metazoa; Chordata; Mammalia; Chiroptera; Rhinolophidae
Product: adhesion G protein-coupled receptor E2-like
Exons: 18
Coding region: 125-2332 (735 amino acids)
Biological process (GO): adenylate cyclase-activating G protein-coupled receptor signaling pathway; cell surface receptor signaling pathway
Cellular component (GO): membrane
Molecular function (GO): calcium ion binding; G protein-coupled receptor activity
Source: RefSeq, a predicted model, not a curated record